Messenger RNA from Racocetra fulgida, 3471 nucleotides. Lineage: Eukaryota; Fungi; Glomeromycota; Glomeromycetes; Diversisporales; Gigasporaceae. The record is from the annotation of a GenBank genome assembly.
AUGCCCUUAAUAAAAUCAUUAAAAAUUAGUUUACUUAAACCUUCAAGAAUUGUCGAACUUUCUUUCGGAAAAAUUACCAGCCACAAAGUAAUUAAUAAUCGCACUCUUAAGCCGGAGCCAGGUGGUCUUCUCGAUCCCCGUAUAUUCGGUCCUUUUUUGAACUACGAAUGUUAUUGUGGUAAAUAUAAAGGAAAAGAAAAUAAAGGACAAAAAUGUGAACGUUGCGAAGUGCUGAUUGGGGAAAAAAAUCUCCAAAGAUGGCGGCCCGGACACAUUGAAUUGCCGGUGCCAGUAACCAAUAUUGCUGUUUUCAAAAUUCUGGCCACUAAUUUGAGUAAAUUAUUAGGCAUUUCUGCUAAAAAAUUAGAAGAUAUUAUUUAUUUUAAUGCUUAUGUAAUUAUUGAUAAUAAUUUAAUCAGUUCGUUGAAAAAGGAAAAAAUUUUAGAAAAAAAGUUCAAUCAAUCUCAAAUUGACAGCAUUCUGCAAGAAAUCAUUCAAGAGAAAAAGUUGGCAGAAAAUAUUCUGGAAAAAGCCGAGCAAUUACAGAAAAAAAUUGCUGCCAAUAAAAAUAAAAAAGAAGAAACUACCGAUACCAUUUUUUCAGAAGACUAUUUAGAUUUCUUAGAAAAACAUUGCGGAGUGAAAAUUAGCACUGGAACUGAGGCUUUGCAAGAAUUAUUGACGGGAAUUAAUGUAGAAGCAGAAUUAGCUAAGGAAAAGAAAAUCGCAAAAGAAAUGCCCCAAAAAGUUAACCGGGAAAAAUUAAAAUUUCUACAAGAGGAGGACGUCAUUGCUACUAAUCAGCAUAACAAUUUGAUAUAUCGCAUAAUUUUACGGUGUGAAAGAUUAAAUUAUUAUUUAGGAUUAAAAGAUUCGGGAAUUCUCUUUCGUGACAUUCUCCACAAUGAAAAAAGAGGAUUGCAAAAAGCCAUUGACCAGAUGAUAUACGGGUCAGCUUACAAACAAAGCGGAGUCAAAAGUUUAUUACAAAGUUUAAGUGGUAAAGAAGGCAUACUUCGACGUUAUUCACUGGGAAAAAGAGUGGACUAUUCAGCCCGGUCGGUAAUUGUCCCCAAUCCUAACUUAUUGCUCGAUCAAAUAGGAUUGCCGGUCAAAAUGGCUUUGACCCUUUGCAAACCCUUCCUUAUCCGCCGAAUAUUGAAAGAAAAAUUAACUUUCACCAUCAAAGAAGCCGAGCAAAUGUUGCAAAAGGAAGCCCCAAUUAUUUUUUCUCUGCUAACAGAGAUAAUUCAGGAGCAUUUGGUUAUAGUUAACCGUGCCCCCAGUUUGCACGGACCAAGUGUGCAAGCAACUCGCAUCGUGCUGACUUUGGGACAUUCAAUUGAACUUCACCCACUAAUAACUACAGCUCUAAAUGCCGACUUUGAUGGAGACCAAGUAGCUAUCUAUUUGAUUCUAACCGAAAAGGCACGCAAAGAGGCCGAGGAACUUUUUCUUUCCUCUCAUCUCAUUAUUGACCGAAAAAACGGUCAAUUGAUAACCAUCCCCAGCCAAGACAUGAUUUUGGGUAUUUAUUAUCUAACCAAGGAGGCAAAAAGAAAAAAACCAAUUUUUUUCAACGAAAUAAGCAACAUUUACAAAAGCCAGGGAAAAGGAAAAAUAAGCCUCCACGACUUAAUUAUUAUUCCCGCCCCUCUUGUUGGACGCCAAUUGGCCACAUCCCAGAAUCAAUUCCUCUUUACUACUUUGGGAAAAAUAAUUUUUAAUCGGAUUUUGCCACCUAGUUUUCCCUACUAUAUUAAUGACUUAAAAGCCUAUAAUGAAGAAAACAAUCAAGAGGAAUUAAUUACUUUUCUGAAUAAAUUGGCCUUAAUGACUCCGCGUUCAGAAAUGGUGGAAUUUCUCGACCACCUAAAAAAAGCCGGUUUUGAUUAUUCUACUCGUUCGGGAAUCAGUAUUUCUCCUUUUGAAUUAGAGAAUAUUGUUCCUGACAAAGAAAAAAUCUUAGCAGCAGCAGAAAAAAAAUUGGUUCAAAUUGCCGAGCAUUUUACUCAAGAAGAAUGCAAAGAGAAAUUGAAAGAGAAGUUGGUAGCAAAUCUAGCCAAGAGAAAACAGACCUCUUUUUACCAUAUUUGGGAUUCGGGAGCUCGGGCUAGUGAUGAAAGCCUUACCCAAAUCGCCGGUAUGCGGGGUAAUAUUACUGACUACUCAGGAGAAGUAAAAGAAACGGCGAUCACUUCUUCCUUAUGGGAAGGGUUAACGCCUUUUGAAUUUUUCAUUUCCGACUUCGGAGCUACCAAAGGGAUGAUUGAUACUGCCUUGAAAACGGCCGAAGCGGGCUAUUUAACCCGCCGUUUGGUGGAAUCGGCCCAAAGUUUAAUUAUUCUUGCUCCCGAUUGCGGAACCAAUUCUAUUAUGUCCUUGACCGAAAACGAUCUGCCUCUUAAAAAAAGAAUUUAUGGUCGCUAUUUAGCCCAAGACGUUUCGGACAAAAAAGGGAAGGUUAUUUUAAUGCGCAAUACUCUUUUACUAGAAAAAGAAAUCAAGACGCUUCAAAUCCAUAAAGUUAUGGAAGUGGGAGUUUUUUCUCCACUUACUUGUCAAUUAGUAGACGGAAUUUGCCAGAAAUGUUAUGGAUUAGAUUUAGGCCGGCCUGGUGAGCCUGUAUCCCUGGGAACAGCUGUCGGAAUAAUCGCGGCUCAAUCAUUAGGAGAACCUGGAACUCAGUUAACUAUGCGAACUUUCCAUAGCGGGGGAGUAAGUGGUGAUGAAGACAUUACCCAAGGUUUACCAAAAGUCAAGCAGAUACUUGACAAUAUUAAGCCCAAAAAAGACGAAAAAACUAUUUUAGCAGAACUCUCUGGAGAAAUAAUAAGCAUAGAGGAAAAAAAAAUCAGGCAAAAAAACGAAGAAGGUGGGGAAACUAAAACCUAUUCUCUCGGAAAGGAAAUAACUGCCCGAGUUAAGCCCGGAGAUUUCGUAAAAAAAGGAGAAAGGCUGACCGGUGGCAAGAUAGAUUUAGAAGAAUAUUUAGAAAUUAUGGGACGAGAAAAAUGUCAAGAAUACAUUAGAGAAGGUGUGCGAAAAGUCUACGAUCACCAGGGCAUAGACAUCAAUGAAAAGCACAUUGAAAUAUUUGCUCGGCAAAUGCUCUCCAAGGUUAAAAUAAUUGAUAGUGGUGAUAGCGAUUAUCUGGUGGGGGAUUUGGUAAAUUGCCAGCAAUUAGCCAAGGUCAACCAGGAAUUAUUAUCCCAACAAAAAAAACCUGUAAUCUAUAAAAAUAUCAUUUUAAGUUUGAAAGAUUUAGCCUCUCAGCCGGACUCUUUCUUGGCCGGAAUUUCCUUCCAAAAUGCCUUAAAAAGUUUGGUUAAUUAUUGCUUAUAUCAGCCGGUUGAUGACUUGAAAGGGUGCAAAGAAAAUUUAAUUGCAGGCCAACUAGCCCCCGUGGGGACAGGAUUCAAAGAGCGAGAGAAAUUUCAACGAAGCAAAGAUAAAGGCACAAAAAAAUAA